Messenger RNA from Acanthoscelides obtectus, 2682 nucleotides. The record is from the annotation of a GenBank genome assembly. NCBI's taxonomy places the organism in Eukaryota, Metazoa, Arthropoda, Insecta, Coleoptera, Chrysomelidae.
GUUUAACUUGAACCUUGAUUCUGCCAAGAUGGCGGAGGCUUGUGAAAAGCAUUAUAAAAUCCUUUUUGAUAUUCAGCCAUUAUGAGGAGAAAUUGCUCGAGAAGCUUGGCAACGGCGCUAUUAGUGCACUAGUCCAUCAGGCCUGGAUUUGUAACACGGUGUCGGCAGAAAAGACGCUUGUAGUUUUAAUAACAUAACCUUCUAAUGUAACUUUCCGUUUUACUAUUAAAAAUGAAAAGAACAAAGUGUAUUGUGCGAAAUUGUGAAAGUGGCCCGGACUCCGAAGUUACCUUUUUUCCUCUACCGAAAGAGGCUGUUUUGAGACGACGGUGGUUGGAAGCAGCCAAUCUAUCUGAAACCGAUGUUAAUAAACGAUCUAAAGUAUGUUCCAAACAUUUCAAGAAAGGGGACUUUGCAAAGUCUGCCAAGAAUUCGGACCCGGCUAAAAGGAUAAGUGAACUACAACCAGAGGCGGUUCCAUCGAUAAAUUUGCCCCUUAAGUCCACGUUCAAAAUAAAGAUAUCGAAGAAAGACAACAACAAGGAAUUAAAAGUUGAAGAAGUUAAGGUUAAAGAAGAAAAAGAUAAGGUGAAAAUGCCUAAAAAGGCACCAGCCCAGUAUGCUCCCAAAGUGGAGGUAAUGCCUGCACCAAGGACUCAUGCUCGGAGGGCUGCUAGUAAAGAAGCUUUGAAACAGAUGCAGUUACUAUUGGAUGAUGAAGAUGAUGCUGUAGAAAUUCCUGAUGAAGAUGUAUGUAUUCAUAUACAACUUAUAGAACCAUCUCCGCCUCCCCCACCAAAAAAGAAAUACAAAAUCAGCCAUCGGAAGUCAGCUGAUGGAAAUGCCGAUCGAGAGGUGUUGGUGCUGAAAACAAUAACGAACCGCAACGCCGAAAACACGUUAGAACUGGACUGUUGGGUGGAACAACUAGAUGAAGUUCAGCAGAACAGAUUAAAGAAGAGGCAGGCUGAAGAGAAAGAAAUUGAGCAGAAACUGAAGCAGCUGUUAAACAGCCCGCAUGCUAAAGUUGUACACAAAGGGGAUCUGUCGACGAUCGUUGAAAUUACGGAGACGCGGCAGCUAAACCACCUCCUCCACCACCCGUAAUUCUAAAUAACACUACGGGGUCUCCAUAUCAGCUUGUGAUGGAUCCCAGACUGGGACUUGUUCUGGGAACUGUGGCCACCCCUGGCGUGGGUGCUAUUUCUCCUGCUACUCCACCUGCACCCAAGUCAUUACAUGGAAAAGUAACGAUUGCUCAGAAUCUGACGGAGCCCAAGUCUCUUCCUUCGACGCCGAACAUCCAGUCGGUGGCGGGCAGAACUAUGCGCACCCGGCGCGGAGGCAAGGGAGGAGCUGGGACACCGCCUCCAACACCUCCGGCGCCUGUCAGGCAGGUAGUGCAGAACAAGCCGCCCCAGGUUACGCCUACCAGGUCCACCAGAAUGCAAGUGCAACAACCAGUGGUGCCGACCCCACCGUCCAGACCGCAAAGGGGACAGGCAGCCGCAGCAGCGAGCUACGCGAAUGCCCGACCUUCAGAAAACAACGUAGAAGGAGGUUUGAUGACCGGCACUAACACUACGCCAGGAAAGAAGACCAGAGGAAACGUGGUAGUCGAUUUGACGGCAGAAGACGGUCGCGCCAAUGCACCGGACAGCAGAGAGAUAUCGUUCAACAAGCUACAGGGCAAAACGUACCCUUCGCUGGUGGUGGUAGCUAGGCCACAUCUUAGGGCUACCGUAGAUAUGCAGGCUGAAAGACCAAAAUUGGAUGCCAAGGUUAAGAGUGUACUCAUGCAUCCGCCUACUAAAUUCACAGAAUGGUUGAUCCAACAAGGCCUAGUGAAAUCUGAACAGAAAUGUUCUGUACACACGAAUAACCAGUUGAAGUUAGGCAUGUACAGUGACGUAUCGAAAUUUCCGUACUCCGGAGGUUACGUGUGGAUUUCAGAAUGUUGUCCACAACGUUUUGUCUCCGUCUUCAGCGGGUCCUUGUUUGAAGGAUCCCCUCAUCCGCCUAUGGUCAUACUGAAGUUACUCUACCAUUGGUCAUGUCAAACCAACAUUCAAAAUGUUACACAAUGGGUGAAAGUAGACAACCUGUACGUUAAAGGAAUGUACACGUGGCUACGUGCGGUAUGCACAGUUGGGCUACAGAGCCAUUUAAGAAAAAUUGGGGGACCUGGAAUCAAGGUAGAAAUCGGUGUGAUUUCAUUGGGUACCACGUCACAAGACGGAAACCAACGACAGGUCAAAGUUGAAGUUCUGGGUGUGUUAGAGACGGCUACUAAAUUGAUCAGGUUGAGAGCAGUAGAACCGCAAGUAGACGGCGACCGAAACUACAAAAAACGUUUUUCGAAGAUCCUGGAACCCGUAUUCCAAUGGGUGCAUCCUCAGAGCAUCCUUGUCGCUGAUCUCACCGUGGACAAACAGACUCUGCACAACAUGGGCUUCCAGAACGUGGUGCAGAACUCGUCCAGCGAAUAUGGUAACAAUCGGGCCAUCAUGGAUUAUCUGCGGAGGAUCGUGCCUAGAAUGUUCCAGAACACGUUGUCGCUGCUCUCCAGACAGAUUAUUCAACAGUUCCUGGAUGAGCUGGUUUGGCGUGAAUGGUAUGGCACUAAUGCUCUGCAGGCAUUUAAUCAUCUAGUCCAACACUUGUCUGAACAAACCAGGUAUG